AUGUACACCACAGAAUCACAAAAUGAACAUCUGGAGGAUAAAAACACCCCAUCAUCUACAACUUCUCAGAUCCUCAAAGAUAGUAGUAUUAGUGAACAUCAAGAAACUAAGGAAACAGUCUUGUCACAAACAGAGGAAACAAAACCACAGAUGGAAAAGACUUCUUCUUGUCCUCCACAAGGAAAACUGAAUAAAUUUAUUACAAAUGGAGUUACAAUUUUUAUGGUAUGGUGUGUAGCCUGGUCAUUCUUUGGCACUGAAGUUCUCCCUGGUGGAAAUUUAUUUGGACUAUUAAUGAUCUUUUAUAGUGCUAUUAUUGGGGGGAAGCUUUUGGAACACAUUAGAAUACCUUCAGUACCUCAACUUCCACCUCUUCUUGGGAUGUUACUGGCUGGUUUUACUGUCAGAAAUGUUCCAUUCCUCAGUAAUUACAUCCGUAUUAAUAACAGGUGGUCUUCAGCUUUAAGAAACUGUGCCCUUACCAUUAUCCUAAUACAAGCUGGACUUGGACUUGAUCCACAGGCUUUGAAGCAUUUGAAGAGAGUUUGUUUAAGGUUGGCUAUUGGUCCUUGCCUCAUGGAGGCAUGUUCCACUGCUGUUAUUUCCCACUUCCUUAUGAAAUUUCCCUGGGAAUGGGGAUUUCUGUUGGGUUUUGUGGUAGGUGCUGUCUCUCCUGCUGUGGUUGUCCCUUCCAUGCUCCUUUUGCAAGAAAAUGGAUAUGGCAUUAAGAAAGGCAUCCCAACCUUACUAAUGGCUGCUAGCAGUUUAGAUGACAUCAUAGCAAUUACUGGAUUCAAUACAUGCUUGAGCAUCGUCUUCUCCUCAGGUACUAUACUUAAUAAUGUCCUUGCCUCUUUUCGGGAUGUACUUAUUGGCAUGCUGGCAGGAGCUGUUUUGGGAAUUUUUGUUCAGUAUUUUCCGAGUGGAGAUCAGACAAGACGUCCAGUGAAGAGAGCUUUCUUUAUUUUGAGUAUGUCUCUUACUGCUGUCUUGGGCAGCCAGCGUAUUGGUUUACAUGCAGCUGGAGGAUUGUGCACACUAGCAUUAACUUUUGUUGCAGGGAUGAAUUGGUCCACAGAAAAGAUUAGAGUCCAAAGAAUUAUUAAAACUACAUGGUAUAUUUUUCAACCCCUUCUUUUUGGUUUGGUUGGAUCAGAAGUUUCUGUUGCAUCUCUUAAAUCAAAUGCUAUUGGCAUUUGUGUUGCUACCAUGAGUUUGGCAUUAUUGAUUCGAAUUUCUUUUACGUUUGUAUUGAUGUGUUUUGCUGGCUUCAAUUUUAAGGAGAAAAUAUUUAUUGCUUUAUCGUGGAUGCCCAAAGCUACGGUCCAGGCUGUAUUAGGUCCUCUGGCUCUAGAAACAGCAAGAUUCAGCGCACCCCACUUGGAACCAUAUUCGAAGGAUGUGAUGACAGUGGCAUUUUUAGCCAUCUUGAUGACAGCUCCGAAUGGAGCUCUAAUUAUUGGCAUACUGGGGCCCAAAGUACUUACACGCCAUGAUCCAAACAACAUCAGUAUGGAACUGACAAAGAUGGAACUUCAUUAAAAAGUUUAUUUGCCAUCA
Molecule: messenger RNA, 1560 nt
Organism: Enhydra lutris kenyoni (northern sea otter)
Lineage: Eukaryota; Metazoa; Chordata; Mammalia; Carnivora; Mustelidae
Product: solute carrier family 9 member B1
Exons: 11
Coding region: 1-1542 (513 amino acids)
Biological process (GO): proton transmembrane transport
Cellular component (GO): membrane
Molecular function (GO): antiporter activity
Source: RefSeq, a predicted model, not a curated record